AUGACCUCACCGUUUGCACCAGCACUAAUCCACUUACAUAGCCUCCACCUGUUACCGUACUCCAUACCUGAAUUCUCCAACCAAUAUUCCCCACACCAUAAACCUGCACGUGGGAAUCACGUGAACUCUGUUAAGGUUCCCACUUCGCGCACCUCACUGAAAGCUGCCGCAUACCGACGCAAUGGCACGAGUCGUAAAUAUGAAGCAAUUAAGAGGCAAAGAGUACAAAUUCAAGUUCAGUUACUUUUUCUCCAAAUUCCAAAACUAUAUCCCGCGUUGCCAUUAAGCCAGUUAGCUAGAAAAGCGAAAAAAGUGCGGUCUCUCGCCGCACGCACUACCAUUGUCUCACUCCCUCACGCACCUGUUAUCAUCUCAACUCAACGUAUCUUGUUCGCACAUUUUCGCGGAUCUAACUAA
Molecule: messenger RNA, 417 nt
Organism: Sphenostylis stenocarpa
Lineage: Eukaryota; Viridiplantae; Streptophyta; Magnoliopsida; Fabales; Fabaceae
Source: the annotation of a GenBank genome assembly